AUAAUCAAUAACUAAUAAUGGCAAAGACAUAUGACUAUUUAUUUAAACUGCUUCUAAUUGGAGAUUCGGGUGUCGGAAAAACUUGUGUGCUCUUCAGGUUCUCCGAAGAUGCAUUCAACACAACCUUUAUCUCCACCAUUGGAAUCGAUUUUAAAAUACGCACAAUUGAACUAGAUGGUAAAAAAAUAAAACUACAAAUAUGGGAUACUGCUGGACAGGAAAGGUUUCGUACAAUUACAACGGCUUACUAUCGUGGUGCGAUGGGCAUAAUGCUUGUUUACGACGUAACAAAUGAAAAAAGUUUUGAGAAUAUUAAGAACUGGAUUCGUAACAUUGAAGAAAACGCAUCGGCAGAUGUCGAAAAAAUGUUGCUAGGUAACAAAUGUGAAUUGACUGACAGGAGACAAGUGUCGAAAGAGAGAGGCGAACAAUUAGCAGUCGAAUAUGGUAUUAAAUUCAUGGAGACUUCUGCUAAAUCAAGUAUCAAUGUCGAGGAAGCUUUUUACACCCUAGCACGUGAUAUUAAAGCUAAAAUGGAAAAAAAAUUGGAGGCAUCGAAUCCACCAAAAAGCGGAGGAAAUCAAUUAAAAGCAUCAGAACCAGCGAGAAAACCACCGAAUUGGCUUUCACGAUGUACUAUACUCUGACCCUACAUUAUUAUUGUAAAGGCCACCUCGAUGUCUACCGUUUUUAAUUGUAAAAAAUUUUUUUACAAGCUUCAAUUAACACCACCAACAAUCAUAACAUCAACUCAAAAAAAAAAACUCGGAGGCUGCAGUUGCGGUUUACAAUAAACAGCAGUGCGAUAUCAGCCUCAGAGCUUUAAAAUUAUUCGAAACUUCUUAAUCAUUUUUAACGAAUUAAAAUCACAAUCUUGUAAUAUUAUUUUAAUUAAAAAAAAAAAAAAGAAAAAAAAA
Messenger RNA from Microplitis mediator, 917 nucleotides. It is a transcript of the gene Rab8, whose product is annotated as ras-related protein Rab-8A. Bases 18 to 647 code for a protein of 209 amino acids. Gene Ontology annotation, molecular function: GTPase activity; GTP binding. The record is from RefSeq and is a predicted model, not a curated record. Gene Ontology annotation, biological process: Golgi vesicle fusion to target membrane; protein secretion; cellular response to insulin stimulus. The transcript has 4 exons. Gene Ontology annotation, cellular component: trans-Golgi network transport vesicle; plasma membrane; synaptic vesicle. NCBI's taxonomy places the organism in Eukaryota, Metazoa, Arthropoda, Insecta, Hymenoptera, Braconidae.